Molecule: messenger RNA, 763 nt
Organism: Cuscuta campestris
Lineage: Eukaryota; Viridiplantae; Streptophyta; Magnoliopsida; Solanales; Convolvulaceae
Source: the annotation of a GenBank genome assembly
CCCUUAAUACAUGUCAUCUGUGAAGCAUGGUGUCUUUAAAAUGGUGUCUUUAAAAUGGGUAGUUAUACAAUCAAGGUUUGGCUUUCAUGGAAAUGGGAUACUUCCAACCCGAAGAAGAAUGAAGGAAUUAAUAAUUAGGACGUGGCAUGAUUUCAAUUGUCAUGCAUGUUAGCAGCAAAGGGAACACUGCUCAUUUCUUUGAAGGAGUCUUUGUUGAAGGUGAAGUCUUAUUUUAAGAAUUUCGGUCUGCUGACAACAAGAGCCAGUAUCAUGAUAUGGAACAGCAAAGGUUGCGGCUCUUUGGAAAUUUUGUUUAGUUUGUGGUGGAGCACUGACAUUCCUGGCGGCGAUUGUGGUGGUUUGUUUUUUGCUCAAUUUUUCCUAUGGCGUUGCCUAGAGGCGAUUGACGUGGCUGGCCCAGCAAGACCACCAGCUGCAACGACUACAACUACAGGUUUUGGUGCAAUCGCCUUUUCCUUCAUCAAUCUCUGGUAGAAUUGGUUUACAAUACUUCCUGUCCGCUGCUGCUCCCGUUCGUCAUCGCCCAAGUAAUUUCACCCCCCUUUAAUUUGGUUUAGGGAUGUUGAUUAUAUAAUUUUUGCAUGUCUUCACACACAAUUCCAUGUUGAAUUGAAGCAAAGAUUUAUUUGUUCACGCAAAAGACCCAUGUUCCCCGUUCCUUUGAUUUGGUUUAGGGAUAUUAAUUUUAAAUUUUGCAUGUUAUCACUCACAAUUCUAUGUUGAAUAAGGCAAAGAUAUACUG